AGUUCCUUGGGAUUGAACUCUAAGGAAGGAAAAUAUCUGCUGCAUCCAUACCUACUGGACCAUUGGGGGUGAGGGGCAGGAGAUGAUCAACAAAAUGGAUCCUGGAUAACUUCCUGAUCCCAGUUCUGCAAUAGCAAUGUUGGAGGUCCGGACAAUACAGUCCUUGCUGGGUGUCGGGGUGAAGCUUACUCAAACUGACUUGAAUACCGAAGGGAAGAUUCUACUAAAAUGUCCCAUCUUAAGGACAGAGAUUUAAUACAGGUCCGGCGUCCUCUGAAGAGGCUACGCGAGCAUCCCCCCCACAGUGACAAUCUGUCAGGACAUGACGGUGAAUCGCCACAGGGUUCGCCAAAGAAACAACCAUGUAAAUCCUUGGAGGAGGAAACAGAAAAUCUGUAUCCUGAACCCAGCUUUGUAUCCAAGAAAUUUCGUUCCCAGGAGCAGGGGAUCAAGCCAGACACUCCGGUGGUUGCAUCGGUGAAGUCGCGGCUUCAAAGGCUUGCCGAGCAGAGGAAGGACUGGGAUUCUGAUGAACUGCUCCCUGAUAUUGCACUAAGUAAUGCACAAGCUUCUCUGGUGAAGAAUGAACAGUCUGGAGCACUGACCAGCCGCUCCUGGAGGGAUGGAUUGGCCAGAGCCCCUAUUAGGAAUUUCCGGGAUAAGAUGACCGAAACUGCCCAGAUUGUGGCUGGCUGUGAAGUUAGUCGUGAACUGGAAGGUGUGAUGUCUGCUGGCUCGAUGAUGAAAACUAUCCCUCCUGCAGUGGCUUUGACUGCUGCCAAUGCUGUGCAGUCUGUCCGAGGGAAGUUUGAAGAGAUGAAUCGUGAGAGAGAAGCCUAUGAAGAAAGUGCAAUCUGCCCCAAGAUUGUGGCUGUGACCACAAAUACAAAGGCCAUUCAGGACCAGCUGCUCCGGCAGUCCACUCCCAGUGCGUCUCACGCUCUCCGCAUCAAAAAGGAAAGGGAGAAGGAGCUUUCAAUGAUUCGGGGAAAAACUGAAGAGAAGAAUCUGUGGAUGGAGAAGAAAAAAAGCACCAAAUCCUGCAAGAGCAUAGAACUCAAGGAUGCUAUAGUGGGUGUUGAUCAACCGCUGGUGAAAGGAUUGGUACAUCAGGAAGAAUUGGGGCAGGCAGACAUGUAUCCGGACACAAUUGUGGCUGGUGAUAUUUGCGACAGCUCUGAGCAAAGUGAAAAGCAUGAAGACCCUCUUACAAUUACCAGCGAUGCAGAUGAUUUCAAAGGAGAGGAGCCUCUGACUUGGUCUACUCCUGUCAGAAAGGUGACUUUUGCGUUAGAACCAUCAACCAUUCCAUCUCUCGAAUAUGUAGAAACUGAAAGUGAGCAUGAGUACAUCACUGAGACUGAUAUUGAGUCCAGCUCACAAGAAACUUUGAAUAACUCAGAAAUCAUCGAUAAACUAUUUGAGGGCGUGUUUAACGCAGUGGAGGGCGAAGAGGAAGAGGAAGUGCAGGAGAAAGAGUUAGUGAAGGUAGAGGAAGCAAAGGUUGAGGAGGAGGAAGCAAUGAAAGUGGAUGAAGGAGAGCCUGAGGAUCAGGAGGGAGCUGAGUUGGUCUCGCUGGAAGCCAAGGCUGUGGAACAAAGUGAGGAUGAAAAGGUGGAGCUGAAAUCUGAGGCAAAACAUCCAGAGGAGGCAGAUGGACUCUCUCUUCCCCAUACAUCUUUGUCUCCACUUGUUACAUCCGUCAACUUAGACUCUGCAACUCCUUUGGGUGAAGUCCUUUCCUCAUUAAACAAGUUAACUGACUCUACCUGCUCACUCUUUGCGUCUCUAAAAUCGGACGCUCCUGAAGAGGAGAAGAAAGCAGCAGCUUCCAGUCCUCCAACAGUCUUAGAGAGUGAACCAUUUUACAGUAUUGAUGUGUACAGAACUCAGCGACGAAACAGUAAGCAAUGGGCAAGUGUAAAACCGGGAGAAAGAAACCAAUGCAAUCGGGAUCCAGUGGGAAGAGCUCACCAGGCAGCUCAGCAAGUAGCCACUAAAGACAAAGUAAAGAUGUUUAAUGAUGAGAUUAACAAACUGCACAACAUCAUGCAUCAAGCCAGCCAAGCACUGAACUGCUGCAUCGAUCAGGAACAUGGGAAAGGCUCACAGGAGGAGGCCGAGGCUGAGCGUCAUCUUCUUAUUGCUUCUGAGAAGCGUGCCUCUUUACUGGCUGAGCUGAACCGGCUGAAAGGAGAAAGCAGUUCAUUGUGUGGAGAUGGGACCAGCCAACCAAGAGAGGGACUUGUACCGUGUCAGGGCACUGUGUCCAUCUCUGACCUCCGUCUUCCACUGAAAGCAGAUUUUGUGUGUUCAGCACUAUCAAAGCAAGAAAAACCCAGUCACUAUUUCCUGCUGAUGAUCCGAUAUGGACCACACAAUAUUGUGGCUUCUCCACUAGCAACAGCGGAGAAUGCCCAGAAUGGUGACACGAUUCCUUUCCCUACGAGUAUCACACUGUAUGAUAUCCACCAUGCGUUUGAAAUCGAUGUGGAAGUGUACAGCCUGACUCACACUGCGAAUAUAACCAUUCCUGAAAAGAGAAGAGGGUCACGAUCGAGCUCAAGAUCAAGAUCUAAGGCAUUGACCCCGAAGAAGCUGUUAACCUCAAUUACUAGAUCCAGUGUACAUUCACCAGCUAUAAGUCCUGCUGUUCGGAAUUCUGUACGGGCUAGUAACUUCGUUUUGGUUGGUUCGCACAAAAUCACUCUAGCCUCUUUGGGCAAGAAGAAAUUUCCCCUGGAUAAAAUGAAGUUUGAUGGAAAAGUCAGGCAACUACUUGGAGAUGAGUUUCAGGACAAGGUUCCAUUCUUAUCUCCUCUGGAAGGCAAUAUCUACUUGAAACUUGAGUGUCAGAUGCAUUCCACUGUGGAGCACUCUGGAUUUCUGACUAUGUUUGAAGAUGUCAGCGGAUUUGGUGCCUGGCAUCGUCGCUGGUUUGUCCUGUCUGGGAACAAGCUUUCCUAUUGGAUGUACCCAGAUGAAGAGAAAUUCAAGAUGCCUGUUGGUUUAAUUAACCUGACCAACUGUACCAAUGACCAGAUUGAACCUGCCAGCCGUGAGUUCUGUUCUCGAUCAAAAACGUUGGAACUGAUUACAGCGCGGCCACAGUGUAAAGAUGACCACGAAACCCUUAUUGUUCAGUGCAGAAACAACCUCUGCUUUACCAAGAACUGGCUGUCUGCUGAUACAAAAGAAGAAAGAAACUUGUGGAUGGAGAAGUUCAAUCAGAGUCUAAUAGACCUGAAGACGUGGCAGCCAACUUCAUGUGAUACAGCUAAUCUGUACCUGGGGACUGAGGCUGUGAAAGAGAGCAAAUGCUAGCUAAAA
This is a messenger RNA of Callorhinchus milii (elephant shark), 3330 nucleotides long. Its product is annotated as anillin. The transcript has 25 exons. Bases 229 to 3324 code for a protein of 1031 amino acids. Gene Ontology annotation, cellular component: actomyosin contractile ring. The record is from RefSeq and is a predicted model, not a curated record. NCBI's taxonomy places the organism in Eukaryota, Metazoa, Chordata, Chondrichthyes, Chimaeriformes, Callorhinchidae. Gene Ontology annotation, biological process: mitotic cytokinesis; actomyosin contractile ring assembly; septin ring organization.